UGUGCGCCGCGGGCAGCGACGUCUGUUACACAGGGAUCCACAGUAAACACAGAUUUCUUUAACUGUCUAUGUUGUCGCCACACCGAGAACAAGCCAGCUAAGCAAUACAUGAGGAGAAAGUGAUGUGCUUGUCCCAUCUGGCAUAGUGGGACACUAUAGCUGAACCCCUCCCUGUCCUGUUGCUGUUCCCCCUGAAGACAUCCACCACUACCCCCACCUCCUUUCUCGUCCUCCACCUCCUCUACUUCCCUUCGGCCGCCCCUGUGAUGCCUCCCUCGUGCUGUGGCUACCUGUCACAGUACACUCAUCAUCAUCUGGUUGUCUUCCUCCUCACCUUUUUUAGCUAUGUGUUGCUACAUGCAUCCAGAAAGACGUUCAGUAACGUGAAAGUCAGCAUCUCAGCCCAGUGGACACCAUCUUUUCAGAAUGGCAGCGCACCGGCUUUCUCUCCUGGCGAGACAUGGGAGGAAAAUCAUCUGUUCGCAGAUGAAAAGCAGGCCACCUUGUUCCUGGGAGCUCUGGACUCCAUCUUCCUUUUUUCAUAUGCAGUGGGUUUGUAUCUCAGCGGUGUGAUUGGAGACAGAGUGAACCUGCGCUACGUGCUCUGCUUCGGCCUGUGUGGCUCUGCUGUAGUGGAGUUUCUAUUUGGCACUCUCACCGAAUGGCUCCACAUCUACAACAUCUAUCUGUACUGUGGCCUGUGGGUGCUGAACGGCCUGCUGCAAUCAGCUGUCUGGCCCUGCGUGGUAGCCGUCAUGGGCAACUGGUUUGGCAAGGCGGGCCGUGGCUUUGUGUUUGGCCUGUGGAGUGCUUGUGCCUCUGUAGGCAACAUCCUGGGGGCCUUCCUGGCUUCUAGCGUGCUCAAUUAUGGAUAUGAGUAUGCCUUCCUGGUGACCUCAAUGGUGCAGUUUGCCGGGGGGGUGGUGGUGUUCUUCGGCCUACUUACCUCCCCAAAAGAAGUCGGUUUGAGCUUUGAGUCAGAGACUGGACUCAGUCCGGUGGAGAGGGACACAGACAGCCACAGGCCUUUGAUGAGCGACGAGGAGGAUGAGGAUGAGGUGGAGGCGGAGGUGUAUGCCAGACAAUACCAAGAAGUUCAGCCGCCGGACGAACCCCUGGCCGAGACUCCUCGAGCCAUCGGCUUCUGCCAGGCUUUCUGUCUGCCUGGAGUGCUACCUUAUUCCCUGGCGUAUGCUUGUCUGAAGCUGGUCAACUACUCUUUCUUCUUCUGGCUUCCUUUCUACCUGAGCAACAACUACGGCUGGAAGGAGGCCGAGGCUGACCGCCUCUCUGUGUGGUAUGAUGUCGGAGGAAUCAUCGGAGGGACCGUUCAGGGUUUGAUUUCGGAUUGCAUGGGAAAGAGAUCCCCAGUGUUGGCCAUGAGCCUGGCACUGGCGAUGGGAGCCCUGGUGGGAUACAGCCGCUCACCGAAUGACCAGGUGAUUAACGGCGCGCUGUUGGCUACCACUGGCUUCUUCAUCGGCGGCCCGUCUAAUAUGAUCAGCUCUGCCAUAUCUGCUGACCUGGGGAGACAGGGGGCUCUGAGGGGCAAUCAGGAGGCUCUGGCUACUGUCACCGGCAUAGUGGACGGAACAGGAAGUAUAGGAGCUGCGGCGGGACAGUACUUGGUGUCCCUGAUUGAGAGCAAGCUGGGCUGGAUGUAUGUGUUCUACUUCUUCAUCGUCAUGACGGGGGGCAGCAUUGUGUUCAUCAUUCCCUUGCUCUUUAAAGAGGUGCUAGCCAUGUGGAGAGACAGACAAGCGCUGCGGCGCCAGCUGUGAACACGUCAACAUCUGCCAGCCAUAAUGUUCCUACUCUUAUCAGUGGCAACACAGCAGGGCUGCUCACAAACAGCUGCUUUUUGGUGAGUUUCAUGAGGUAUAAAGAUUUGUGGGACACUGUUUCUCACAGCCACGAUGGUUAAGCUGACCUAGAGUUACAGAGUUACCAGUUAAACUCCCACAAUGACCAGCGUUUGUCUAUAAACACCCACGUGAGCAGGCACAGAGUCUUUGAGCACAACACUGAAAUCGUAUCCACUCGCUAAAAGCCUAAAAAUGUACAUGCACAUUUCUUUUAGUGUGCAUAUGAGGAUUUAUAGGUGGGGCUGAAGUGCCUGAUUGAAAAAGGCUUUAAAAGGGACCUAGCUGUUUAGUCUGUGAUUUCAGGGCUUGCAGGGCCAUCACGGAAUGUACUACUGUAUAUAUGUUAGGAUUUAAUUUAAAUUGAUGUAAAAACCCUUUUUAAAGGAGAUACUCCUAACUUAAGUUCAAUAAUGUUUGGCUUUUUAGAUCAGAAGUUCUUAACUUAAAGAAACCUUUGGGAUAAUUUGGGUGUCAAGGUUGUCUAAAGAAUGUGAAUAUUAAUUGUAAUGUAGACAUUUUAUUGUCCGUUUUUGUAGAUAUGUACAAUAUUUUUGUUGUUUUUGGUCGAUCAUGAAUAUUGCACUGUAGUACAGUAGGCAAAGUCUUGAAGAUUUUAGUGAACCACUCAGAUCUUAGCUUGGUUCACUGCCACUUGAUUUCUGUGUACAGUUUUGUGUAAUCAGGAUUCGAAACUACACUGUCUGCAGGGACUGGUUCUCUUGAUUCUGUAUAAUGUAUGUGUCAUUCCUUUUUCAAGUUUUGUGUCUUAAGUCACAUGCAAUUGCCAUGAAAUCCCCCUCACACAGACACGCACACACACUGAGAGCAACACAUUAAGAAGAACCAUUGUCUACCAUUGUCUGACCUAUUUGUUUUACAGUGUAGCAUGGCCUAAUGCACUUUAAAGUGUAUACUGCAUUCUGGCAUUGCAGAAGAGACACAUUUUGCCUGCUUGCAGCAGAAGCUGCACUUUCUCACGGUUGUUUGGGGAACUUGAUCGCCAAUCUGUGUCUGAACAGAUUUAAAGGCCAAUAAAGAUAAAUUACUCACGAUCAGGGUGGGAAAUGGUCUUAUCACACCAGCCAUAUGCUAGUUAAUAAUUGGGCAGGUUGUCUACUUUACUAGACACUGUGGUCAGUAACCAGCCAUCCAAAAUCUUUUGUUCAAAUCAGUACUUUGGCCAGUAGACACAACGUUUAGUUUGCUUUGUUGCGUGUAGAUCAUUUAAUGUGUUUUUAACAUUUGGGACAUCAGGGCAUCUUUGUAUCAUCAUUACUGGGAUGAGACAUGUUUUUUCUGCUAUACCAAGAGCACUGGAGCAUACAAUGAGACUACACCUCCGAUGUCUCUGAACUUGCCAAGUGUAAUAGAAUGUAAAUUGAAAUGUUAGAGGAAUGUGUAACCUUAUCUAUGAUGUAUUUAUUUUGUUGUUGUUUUUUUUUAUUCAUGUGUACUUUUUGAGUUGUAGCUCAUGUAGAUGCACAUUUUCCUUUUAAAUAAAUGCAAGUUACAUUUGACAAAUUGCAAGUUAUUUACAGAAUAUUUCAGAUAAGAUAGUGAUGGUAUGGGUAGAUUUUUUUAUUUUUUUUUGUUUCCUUUCUAAACUUAAUUUUAUUAUAGUUUUCCUGUUGCAUUAAGACACUGUAUUGCCAUAUUAUUGACUGUGCCACCAGGGGACGCACUAUUACACAAGAACCCGCAUCUUUCAACCCUUCUUUGCUUCUCUCAAUGCAUCUACGGUCACAAUACUUGCUCACAACACACAAAAUAUAAUGGAAACAAAAAAUUCAGACCAAAAUUUUGUAGUUUAUAUCAAUAUCAUUCAUUAAUGUUUUAUUCAUUUUGAGAAAUCAACAAUUAGAAAGGCAACAGUGCACCAACAACCCAGCAAUAUAUUUUCUUUACAAUUAUUAUCAAGCAUUUUGAUGCCAAUACAAAUACACUACAUGUUACAAGGGUACAUAAACCAGCAUUAAAUAACAAAAACAAAUCCUAUACAAAGAUUAUUAUACACUCAUGCAUAUACAAAGUUAUAACAAAAAAA
Messenger RNA from Etheostoma spectabile (orangethroat darter), 3909 nucleotides. RefSeq names its product solute carrier family 37 member 3 (gene slc37a3). Gene Ontology annotation, biological process: transmembrane transport. Lineage: Eukaryota; Metazoa; Chordata; Actinopteri; Perciformes; Percidae. The transcript is spliced from 14 exons. The record is from RefSeq and is a predicted model, not a curated record. Gene Ontology annotation, molecular function: transmembrane transporter activity. Gene Ontology annotation, cellular component: endoplasmic reticulum membrane. The coding region runs from base 267 to 1781 and encodes 504 amino acids.